Nezara viridula (southern green stink bug) is the source of this 461-nucleotide messenger RNA. The record is from the annotation of a GenBank genome assembly. Lineage: Eukaryota; Metazoa; Arthropoda; Insecta; Hemiptera; Pentatomidae.
UUACAUGUGAGAUUGUAAUGGAUAAAGAGAUUUGUAAAGAAAUUGUUUAUUAAUAAGAUUAUUAUCAUUUGCUAAUCCAGUCUUAGCUGCAAUAUGUUGGCGACGUUCAUGUUCUUGGUGGCUGUGACGCAAUGGAACUCAGUGUUCUCUUCUCCCGCUGGUAGCGAACAUUCGUUGUUAUCAGCUACGAAACCCUUUGAACAAAGUAUUUUUCGUAACAAAAUUCGUUGCAGUCCUGAUACGUGUUGCCCAUUAAACACUAAGUGCAGUCGAGGAGGCUACUGGUGUAAUAAUGGAGCAUCAUGGUCUCGUGCAGAAAAGUGUUGACUUGCUUAAAGAAUCAACUGUUAAAUAUUAGUUUAAUAUUGUAAUAAAUAUUUUGUAAUAUUGCUACAUUUUUGGCAUAAAGGGUUUCAGAAACAGCGUUGAUAUGUAUUUCUUAUACAUUUCUAUAUUAUCAG